Colletotrichum chrysophilum is the source of this 1455-nucleotide messenger RNA. RefSeq lists its product as uncharacterized. Gene Ontology annotation, biological process: transmembrane transport. Gene Ontology annotation, molecular function: transmembrane transporter activity. The record is from RefSeq and is a predicted model, not a curated record. Lineage: Eukaryota; Fungi; Ascomycota; Sordariomycetes; Glomerellales; Glomerellaceae. Bases 1 to 1455 code for a protein of 484 amino acids. The transcript is spliced from 2 exons.
AUGGCUACCAAUGAGGAGCAACCAAGCGCAUCGGGAAUGCCCUUGGUGGAAACACCGUACAGCAUCUUUGACAAACGCCAAAAAGUGUUGAUCAUCUUUUUAGUGUCAACGGCGGCCACAUUCUCCGGAUUUGCGUCAAACAUCUACUUCCCGGCCCUCUCCACCAUCGCAGAUGACCUCAAUGUCUCCGUCGAGCUAAUCAAUCUCACGGUCACCACCUAUCUCAUUUUCCAAGGCCUCGCCCCGAGUCUCUGGGGUCCGAUUUCCGAUGUCAAAGGUCGAAAGUUCGCCUAUAUUGGCACCUUCCUGGUCUUUUUCGGAGCGUGUGUCGGCCUCGCCGAGAUCAAGACGUUUGCCGGCUUGAUCAUUCUCCGGUGUGUCCAGAGCAUGGGCAGCGCAAGCACGAUCGCCAUAGGCUCCGGCGUUAUUGGGGACAUCACGACGCGCGAGGAGCGUGGGGGCUUCAUGGGCGUUUUCCAGGCUGGGCUGCUGGCUCCUGUGGCCAUCGGGCCGGUCAUUGGGGGUGCUCUUGCGGGGUCGCUGGGCUGGAGGAGCAUCUUCUGGUUUCUGACCAUCUACUGCGGAAUAUUCCUGCUGUUUCUGGUUUUACUGCUGCCAGAGACGCUGAGAUCGGUUGUUGGAAACGGUGGGCGGACGCCGUCGAACUUGCUGCAGAAGUACCCGUUGGUGUAUUACCAGCGAACGACGAAGGUGAAGUGGGAUGUCGAGGAAACGACGCUCAGCACGGCACCUCGCAAGAAGGUCGACUUGACAGCACCCAUUCGGAUUCUCUUCAGUAAGUCGGCCGCGCCGAUAACAAUCUUCCUCGCCAUUUACUACGCCGUCUGGCAGAUGAGCAUCACCGCCAUGUCCACACUCUUCAAGACCAAGUACGGGCUCUCCGAUACGCACAUCGGACUGACCUUCAUCGCCAACGGAGCAGGGUCGAUAAUUGGUACGUUGGUGACGGGGAAGUUCCUGGAUAUGGACUACCAGAAGGUCAAGGCAAAAUACGGAGAGCAAGACUGCGACUCGGACUUUCCAAUCGAAAAGGCACGUCUCCGGCUGGUGCCCGUCUUUGCGCUCCUUCAGUGCGUGUCGAUUGCUGCAUUUGGCUGGACCAUCAACUUUCCAGAUAAGGUGCAUAUUGCGGUGCCCAUUGCAUCGACGUUUGUCACGGGAUGGACGGCCAUCGGCACGCAGUCGCUGGUCAUGACCUAUCUCGUGGACAUCUUCCCUGACCGAAGCGCGGCAGCGAGCGCCAGCCUCAACCUGGCGAGGUGCUUGUUUGCGGCAGGAGGCACGAGCUUCGUGAUGCCGAUGGUCAACUCGAUUGGCGUUGGAUGGGCCUUCACCGUUUGCGUGGCGGCGCAGGCCAUCGCUGUUCUUCUUGCUGGGGUGCAGUGGAAGUUUGCUGGAAGAUGGAGGCGUCAGGAGGCUGAAGGGCGGGCAUGA